This is a messenger RNA of Oncorhynchus keta (chum salmon), 802 nucleotides long. Its product is annotated as cornifelin homolog A-like. Gene Ontology annotation, cellular component: cornified envelope. The record is from RefSeq and is a predicted model, not a curated record. The coding region runs from base 147 to 500 and encodes 117 amino acids. The transcript is spliced from 4 exons. NCBI's taxonomy places the organism in Eukaryota, Metazoa, Chordata, Actinopteri, Salmoniformes, Salmonidae.
UUCAAGCUCCCACCCAGUCUCCCGCCAAUCAGUCAAUAACGUUAGUGUUUAGAUUUAAUUUUGGCAACCGUUCUAAUAACAGCUCACUGGCACUGGCGUUGCCUAUCAACUUCGCUGGAUGAGGUUGUCAAAUGGAGUGAUUUCAAAUGGAGAAAAAAAAAGCCUGCAAAUCUGGAUAUGGAGUAUGUGAUAGAGCAGUAAUGAGUCAACCCAAUACUCCGGCAAAGUGGAACUCAAGGAUUCUGGACUGUUGCAUUGACAGGAGAGUCUGUUUGUGUGGUACCUUCUGUUCAAUGUGCCUAGCCUGUCAGAUGGCUGAGAGGUAUGGUGAAUGCUUCUGUCUCCCCCUGCUGCCAACAACUAUGAUGAUGAUGCGCACAUCAAUGAGAGAGAGAUACAACAUCCCGGGCAGCUUAAUUGAUGACUGGGCAGUGUACAUGUUCUGUGGGCCCUGUGCUCUAUGUCAGAUGGCAAGAGAGAUGAAACACCAGCUGUGUUGAGAUUGAAAGGCAAUCAAUCCAUUUGAGUUUUGGGGGUCUGUGCAUACCUAAUAAAAGAAGAAGAAAAACAUUGAUGGAUUUAUAUUACAUACAGUAUCUGAUGAAUUCCAAUUGAAUAAGUCAUGCAUGGAAUUUAGAAUUGUAAGUCGCUCUGGAUAAGAGCAUCUGCUAAAUGACUUAAAUGUAAAUGUAAAUGUAGAAAAAGGCAGAAUAAACCUGCAUGUAUGAUUAUACAACUUUUAUAUAUUGUGCACAACCAUAAUAAAUGUUUUUGUUUAUUUUCUUGCACAUGCAGCUGUCAA